Messenger RNA from Zygotorulaspora mrakii, 1077 nucleotides. RefSeq names its product small subunit rRNA maturation protein LCP5 (gene LCP5). The record is from RefSeq and is a predicted model, not a curated record. NCBI's taxonomy places the organism in Eukaryota, Fungi, Ascomycota, Saccharomycetes, Saccharomycetales, Saccharomycetaceae. The transcript has a single exon. The coding region runs from base 1 to 1077 and encodes 358 amino acids.
AUGUCAGACCUGGAUAAUGUUUUGGUUACUAUAAAUGAUUCUCUGCGGGGAACAUUAGAAUCUUUGGAAAAACUGCAGACUGUUUACAGAUCGGAAGGUGAAGAUAAUGAAACCAAAACAAAGACUAUAAAGUCCCAGUUUUGGAAGAAUAAUGAAGAUAAUCACAAAGUUUCCUUAUUAUCGCUAAAAAAUGCCAGCAUGAUGGCUUACGUGAACUCGCUAUUACUGGUAAUUGGACAAAAACUUGAUAAAAAUUGUACAGAUCCUUCGGCGUCCGAAUCACGUAAGAUGUCUAUUCAACAUCGUGUUGUACUUGAGCGUGGUGUCAAGCCUUUAGAAAAGAAACUUUCGUAUCAACUGGAUAAAUUGACCCGGGCAUACACAAGAAUGGAGAAGGAAUACUUAGAGGCAGAAAAAGUAGCAAUAGAGAGAUCACAGUAUAAUAGCCAAUUUGGUAGAAACGAGGAAGAGGAUGAAGAUGACUCUAGUGACGAAGACAUGUCUCACAGGCCCAAUCUUUCCGGCGUUAUGCAAAAUAGACAGUCUUCCAAACAAAGAAGUGUUGCGGAAGUCGACACGAACGAGGAAGAACAGGAGGAUGAAAAUAAAGAUAGCAUAUAUAGACCACCUAAGAUCAGUGCAGUAUUGCCCCCCCAGCGUUCGAGUCAUUUUGAAGACAAAUUCAAUGCACAAGAGCAUAAGGAUCGCAGUGGCAAAUCACGUAUGCAAGCGAUGGAAGAAUAUAUUAGGGAGAGUUCUGAAAAGCCAGAUUGGGAAGCAUCCAUUGGUACAAAUAUUGUUAAUCAUGGUAAAGGUGGUAUUAAGUCACUGAGAGAUACGGAAAGAGAAAAUAAAGUGGCACAAUAUGAAGAAGAAAAUUUCACAAGACUGAACGUUGGAACAAGCAAAAUAGAUAAAAGAAGGCAGAAAGAAAGAGAAAGGAUGGCGCAUGUUAAUAUGAUCGGUGGUGAAGAUUUUAGUAUUUUCAACUCAAAACGAAAACUCCAGGAUAGCACUUCAAGAAAAAGUAACAAGAAACCACAUAAUGCAUGGGAUAGAGCCAAGAAUAGACUUUAA